GUAUGUGCAAAGACAGCGAGCGGGUCCUCACGGAUCGUGGUCAUGUGACGAUUGCUGGCUGACGAAGGCGCGUCACGUGACGCGCGCAAUUCCGCAGCUCCUCCUCCCGUUCGAGUUUGGACGAUGACAGCAGGCGUCCGCGGCACGUUUUGGAGCAAGUGGACCGAAAAAGCACGAUGGGAGGUUCCGUGAAAUGAAGCCACUCGCCUUCGGCGGGGCGUCGAGCGACAGAUCCGCUCCAGUCGGCAACGGCAACGGCGAGGCUCGUUUCUUUUCAGCGUUUUCUCCCAGCUGAGGAGGAGUCGGCUAAUAUUCGCCGACAAAUGUGCGGAUGCUGAUUUGAAGCAAGCUUUGACGAAGUCAACAGGCGAAUUUCGCCCAAAAGGAUUCUUCACUGCGCCGAGAAGCAUCUCGGAUCCGUACAUUGAAUCGUGCGAGCCAUUCCGGAAGUGAGGCGCAACAGCGGCGAAGCACGUCUUCCUCGGCUGUGGGGACAUCUAGCGGCCAAAAUAUGUACGGCGCUUCCGGCGUCCCCGAGCUCAUCCCGCCCGCGGGGCCCCCCGGGCGGCCCGGACCUGAGGCCCGGCACGGCCAAGGCGGCGGCCCCAGCGGCCACAACCCCCAGAGGCUCGGCCAGAGGGCCCCCAAGCUGGGCCAGAUCGGGCGCUCCAAGAAAGUGGACUUGGACGACGAAGUGUUGGACGACAUGAUGAACAACAACGGCCAGUGUCCCGUGUCUCUCCCCUUGUCCUGAACCGGGAGCUCUCCCCGGCGUCCCCAGCCGGCCUCCGCUUGAAUCCGAGCGACGGCGCCACCAGGCCCGCGGAGGGCGCCGGCUGGAGCCUACGCCCUCUCUGUAAAAUACAAGAUGUUCAUUUCGCCUCAUCUCAGACUUGAGACGGGUCUGCGUGUCGUGGGAGGUCCGCGGCGACCUCGUUCGUGUAGGGUCGAAGUGACGCUUUUGCGAAGAGGAGCCCCUCGCUCGCCCCUUUCUUUCCGAGGGUCGCCCCCCCCCCCUCUCGUGAUGGCUUUCCAUCCUCUGCCCUCCGUACUGCCGAUACCGCUCGUGUGCUUAGCGUAUAAUCCAGUGGAUGAAAGCUUGUUAUUUAUGACAUCUUGUUUGUAAAAUGUGAAGCAAAAAUGUGCCCCCCGCCCCCGCUCUUCAUUUCCAGUUGCUCGUUUGUCUUGGAUGAAGUUGCUUGCACUUCACGCACGUUGCACAGUUCUAGAAACGCACGGAGUCUGUGAGAGCGUAUCCCAAAACGUGGUUUUAAAGGGCUCCGUCGUCGUACGUCCACACCGCACCGCUGUUGCCUGCACGCUAAGGGGGAAGUGGCGGGAUGAACCCGUACAGUCGGGAAUGUCUGGAGUCCCUUGCCGCGUUCAAGUUAAAAAAACUGGACUCCUUGGACACGCCUGCAGCUUCCAAUUUCCACAACGAGCUCGUGAAAACAAGCUUGUGAUUUGCUACGACAAUCGCAUCUUGACUGCUAACUGAUUUGAAUGAUUUUUAUUGUGCUGGUAUAAUGUGACUUUGUUUUUUUUUUCUGUUCCAUUUUUGAGGGACUGGCAAAUUGUAACAUUUCAUGUAUUUUGGUUUGUUUUUAAAUCACGAUUUUGAUUUGACGUGGAUUGUGUCGGCCGUUCGCAUGAAAGCGGUCAACCUUUCAAUGUGCAUCCGGAGAAAUAAACGGUGUGAUGGUGUGAAAAAAACGGAAACCAAA
Molecule: messenger RNA, 1724 nt
Organism: Phycodurus eques (leafy seadragon)
Lineage: Eukaryota; Metazoa; Chordata; Actinopteri; Syngnathiformes; Syngnathidae
Exons: 3
Coding region: 512-754 (80 amino acids)
Source: RefSeq, a predicted model, not a curated record